AUAAUGGAUACCUAAACAAAAUUAACUCUUUUAGGCACUGUUUUUUCUGGAUUAUUCAGUGGUGCAGCAAUUUACAUUAAUAUUGUUGAACAUCCUGCAAGAAUGAGUUGUGAUAUUGAUGUUGCACAUACUUAAUGGAUACCAUCAUAUAAAAAAGCAGCAAAAUGGCAAGCUUCUUUAGCCUUUCUAGGUAGUUUAGUAGGAAUUAUAAACUAUGUAAAAAAUAAAAACAAACUCACCUUAAAAGCUGGUUUAUUACUUUUCUCGGUUAUACCAUUCACAUUUAUAGUUAUAAUGCCAACAAAUAAAAUAUUGUUAGAAUAAUAAAAUAUAUAGAAAGAAAGUAAGUAAUCAUUAUUAACUAAAUGGGGUUAAUUACAUGCAGUUAGAACAGCAGCUAGUUUAAUUUCUUUUGGAAUAUUUUUAUAUGCUUUAGCCAAAAAAUGA
This is a messenger RNA of Paramecium primaurelia, 447 nucleotides long. Lineage: Eukaryota; Ciliophora; Oligohymenophorea; Peniculida; Parameciidae. The record is from the annotation of a GenBank genome assembly.